Messenger RNA from Solea solea (common sole), 736 nucleotides. RefSeq names its product ADP-ribosylation factor-like 11 (gene arl11). The transcript is spliced from 5 exons. Gene Ontology annotation, biological process: vesicle-mediated transport; intracellular protein transport. Bases 114 to 707 code for a protein of 197 amino acids. Gene Ontology annotation, cellular component: cytoplasm. NCBI's taxonomy places the organism in Eukaryota, Metazoa, Chordata, Actinopteri, Pleuronectiformes, Soleidae. Gene Ontology annotation, molecular function: GTPase activity; GTP binding. The record is from RefSeq and is a predicted model, not a curated record.
CACGUGACCUGUUCUGAUUGGUUGUUGCUCAUUGAAUGACUGAGAGAGCAACUCAACACACCUGAGAACACUUAGUGUUUUUAUUCUGAGGAGAGAAGACGUCAAGAGUGGUGAUGGGUCAGGGACGCUCGUCCUCCAGUCCUCAGGUGCUCCUCAUUGGUCUGGACUCUGCAGGGAAGUCAACUCUUUUGGCUUAUCUUCUGACAGGACAGGUGAUGGAAACGACUCCGACCAUUGGCUUUAAUGUGGGGACGUUGGAUCUGGAUAAGAAGACGUCUCUCACAUUGUGGGACAUUGGAGGACAGAAAAGCAUGAGACCAAACUGGAGGUUGUACCUGGACAGUUGUAAGGCUGUGGUCUUCGUGGUGGACAGUUCUGACAUGACUUGUCUCCUCCUCAGGUUGUACCUGGACAGUUGUAAGGCUGUGGUCUUUGUGGUGGACAGUUCUGACUCGUCUCGUCUUCCUGAGGCUCAGAAGGUUCUGAAGAAAGUUCUCAGUGAUGAUAGACUGAGAGGAGUUCCUCUAAUGGUUCUGGCCAAUAAGAAGGACCUGCCUAACUCCAUGACCAUACGAGAGAUCUCGUGUCAGCUGUCUCUCCCCUCGCUGACAGACAGGUUGUGGGAGAUCCAGGCGUGCAGCGCUAAACGAGGUCUUGGUCUUCAGCAGGCGUUUGUUUCUGUUCACAGACUCAUCAAGAAGAGCUGAACACACAUUAUUAUUAUUAUUAUUAUUAU